Canariomyces notabilis is the source of this 1002-nucleotide messenger RNA. RefSeq lists its product as uncharacterized. The coding region runs from base 1 to 1002 and encodes 333 amino acids. The record is from RefSeq and is a predicted model, not a curated record. The transcript has 4 exons. NCBI's taxonomy places the organism in Eukaryota, Fungi, Ascomycota, Sordariomycetes, Sordariales, Chaetomiaceae.
AUGGCACCUACACCGCUGGAGCUCGAUCCCAAAUAUGACGACUAUGAUUUCCCGACCGCAGCACCUGAACCCCAGGAUGGGCACCCCGGCUAUCUGACCCCCCAGCAGCAGGCUCAGGUGGCCCAGCUGCGGUUGAUGCUCGAAGCCGAGGGCUACACGAAACGUCUAGACACGCUGACGCUGUUGCGCUUUCUGCGCGCUCGCAAGUUUGACGUCGAACUUGCCAAGAAGAUGUUCGUCGAAUGCGAGAAGUGGCGGCAAGAAAUCAAGCUGGACGAGACAGUGCCGAACUGGGACUACCCCGAGAAGAAGGAGAUGUUCAAGUACUAUCCCCAGUACUACCACAAGACUGACAAGGAUGGUCGUCCCGUUUACAUCGAGCAGCUCGGGGGUAUCGACCUGAACGCCAUGUACAAGAUCACGACGGCGGAGCGUAUGCUGAUGAACCUCGCGGUCGAGUACGAGCGGGUGGCGGACCCGCGGUUGCCUGCGUGCAGCCGCAAGGCCGGAUGCCUACUCGAGACCUGCUGCACCAUCAUGGACCUCAAGGGAGUGGGCCUGGCCAAGGCGCCUCAAGUGUACAGCUACGUCAAGCAGGCGAGCGCAAUGAGCCAAAACUACUACCCUGAGCGUCUGGGGAAAUUGUACAUUAUCAACGCGCCCUGGGGCUUUAGCACGGUUUGGGGUGCCAUCAAGGGGUGGCUGGACCCCGUCACGGUGCAGAAGAUCCACGUACUUGGCAGCGGCUAUCAAAAGGAGCUGCUAAAACAGGUGCCCGCCGAGAACUUACCCAAGCAGUUUGGCGGCACCUGCGAGUGCCCAGGUGGUUGCGAGCUCAGCGAUAUGGGUCCCUGGCACGAACCGGAAUGGGCACGACCGGCCAAAUGGGAGAAGAAGGCUGAUGCCGCCAAGGAGGGUGCUGAUGCCAGCGUGGCCGCUCCCGUGCCCACUGCUACCGAGGUCAACGAGACAGCUGGCGCUCCCGCUCCGGCCGCCGCAUAG